This is a messenger RNA of Drosophila innubila, 848 nucleotides long. RefSeq lists its product as uncharacterized. The coding region runs from base 50 to 838 and encodes 262 amino acids. The record is from RefSeq and is a predicted model, not a curated record. The transcript is spliced from 4 exons. Lineage: Eukaryota; Metazoa; Arthropoda; Insecta; Diptera; Drosophilidae.
GUUGCGUGCUUAAGCUGCAGGAAAACGGAUCCCAAAAAAGUCGAGCAACAUGAGGCGAGGUUACCUAAUUCCGUUGCUUUUGGCCAUGGCCACAAUUUACAGUUGCCUGCCUCCGGUUGCCUGCGUCUAUGAAGAUAAGAUUUUAUCCUUUUUGGAGGAGUUUCGCAAGCGAAUGUGCCAUCCGAUCCCAAAUUUAGGAUUACCCGCAUUAGACCCACUGCAGCUGGAUCAUGCAGAUACAGCUGUAAACAAUCAAUACCUUAUAGAUUUCACUGGUUCUGUUGACAACUUUAAGCUGCAGGGAAUUUCGGAUUUCUAUGUAGAUACGCUGAAGAUUAAUAUAGUUCCUGGAAUUCAACGAAGCGUAGUCAACGUCACCUUUCCAUACACCUAUUUUAAAUCCCUAUAUACAGCUAAGGGUUCCUUGGCCUACAUCCUCAAUCUGGCUGGUGACGGCAAUGCAGAAAUGUCAAUUAAGGAUUUUACGCUCACAAUUUCAUGGAGAAUUAAACCUUCGAUAAAUAUCGGCAUUCAAUCGCUGCAAAUCGAGUUGCAUUUGGGAGAUUUGAAAAUUAAUUUCGAUAAUCUAAUGGAAGAGGAGCGUAUUACUGAUUUUAUACAUGCGCUUGUUAAUGAAAUGGGUGUUGAAUUGCUCGGUGAUAUUUGGGAUUAUGGACAGGGAACAGUGGUCGAAAAGCUCGAAACGCUCAUAAAUAGCAAAAUAGCAGAUCUUAUCAAAUUAAUUACUGGUGGUGGAAGUGAGGGCGGUGAGGGCGGUGAGAGCAGUCCCAUUUUUGAGGGUGUGGAACCGAAUUGUAAGCCCGAAACUCGCAAAUAAGACUGAAAAA